Molecule: messenger RNA, 2979 nt
Organism: Petromyzon marinus (sea lamprey)
Lineage: Eukaryota; Metazoa; Chordata; Hyperoartia; Petromyzontiformes; Petromyzontidae
Product: NIPA-like protein 3
Biological process (GO): magnesium ion transport
Cellular component (GO): membrane
Molecular function (GO): magnesium ion transmembrane transporter activity
Source: RefSeq, a predicted model, not a curated record
ACACACACACAGUGAUACACACACACCGUGACACACACACACACAUGCUCACCCACACCCUCCCUAGCACAGAAGAAACACGCAGAGCAGGAAAAGCGCCGAGCGCUGGGCGGGGUGCGUCAAUGACUCGGGACACGAUUCGCUCGUACAGUGCGCGGCAGUGAGCUCUCUCUUCACAUUCUCUCUCUCUCUGUCUCUCUAGAGAGAGAACACAACUCUUUCUGUUUCUUUCCCAAGGGCGAUAAAGCAGCCGAGUUGUUGUGUCGUUAAGACGUGACUCCCCUCCUCGCCCCAUCCAAGGCAAGCGCCACACCGCGUCGGUGGCGAUGAUGAUGAUGAUGGUGGUGAUGUUGGUGACGGACUGAAGGGGGUUCCUCCUCUCUCUCGCUUUCACGUCCUCCACAGCCCCCCGAGGAGGAGGAGGAGACGCGACCAGCGGUGUGUGGUGAGGUGGGGGUGGAUUCUGCGUCUUGGCUGAGUCGUCUGGCUGGAGUCGUGACGCUGUUCGCGACUCCCGGCUGCGGCGGCAGAUGGAGGACGCACGCGGUGCCGUCAAUGCGACCACGGUGACUCCCGAAGCCUCGACCGUCGACGGCAUCUUGAAGCCUCUGAUUAUUGACGACAACUUGGUGGGCACGCUGCUGGCAGUGAUUGGAAACAUCAUCAUCAGCAUCUCGCUCAAUGUCCAGAAAUGUGCCCACUCGCGGGUCUCGGCGCUGGACGGCGAGCGGCAGCGGCCGUACCUGCACAGCAAGCUGUGGUGGACGGGCCUGCUGCUCAUGCUGCUCGGGGAGCUGGGCAACUUUGCGGCGUACGGCUUCGCUCCGGUGUCGCUCAUCGCGCCGCUCGGUGCCAUCACCGUCAUCGGCGCUGCCCUGGGCCUCGCCGGCACGUACCUGCUCGUGACGUUUGCGCCCAGCGACCAGCAGCAGCUGACGGGCGACAACGUGGUGCAGUACACGAUCAGCUGGGCCUUCCUCCUCUACUUGUUGUUGGAAAUCGUCCUCUUCUCCACCCUCCUCUAUUUCAACUUGAAGCUUGGCAUCACCGACAUCGUGGUGUGUCUUUUGCUGGCGGCGUUGAUGGGAUCUAUCACGGUGAUCUCGGUGAAGGCUGUGUCUGGGAUGGUGACCCUGUCCGCCCGCGGCAACAUGCAACUGGACCACCCCAUCUUCUACGUCAUGUUCGUCGUCAUGGUGGCCACAGCGGUGGCCCAGGUCUCGUUCCUCCGUGAAGCCAUGUGCCACCACGACUCAAUCCACGUCGUUCCCAUCAACCACGUGUUCUUCACCACCAGUGCCAUCAUCGCAGGCGCGAUCUACUACCAGGAGUUCUACGGCACCACCGUGCUCAACGUGACCAUGUUCCUGUUUGGCUGCUUGCUCUCCUUCAUGGGCGUCUUCCUCAUCACUCGCAACCGGCCCAAGCCUGCGGCUCCCACGCCCUUCGUCAACAUGGACAUGUUCAAAGACAUCCGCAAGGUGAUGAGCGAGAAGGAGCCGGUGCAGCCGGAGCUGGGGGGCUCGGCGCUCUACGGGGCCCUCUCGGCAACCCAGCAGCCACCGCCGGCGCCCGUCCAGUUCCCCCUGGGCGACGGUGACCUCCGUGACCCUUCGCACUGACGGACCCCACCUACGGAUACCUUCGCCAGCCUCGCCGCGUAUAACUGACGGAGCAGGCAAGGGAAGUGGGGUGGGGGGGGGGGGAUGGCCUGACGGCACGCUCGCUAUGCCGCUGCACGUGGCGGAUGCCUCUCUCGCACGUGCCUUGCGUGUUGUUGUUGUUGUCGCUGUUGCCGCUUGGGCGCGGGGGCUGACAGCGCUGUGCGGGAUGCGUGUCUGAAGGUGGGCGGUGUAGGAAGGCACCAGGUAUUCAUCGAUGCCGCCACUCCCCCCACUCCCACCCCCACCACGAACGGUUUGACGAAUCGUCGUUCGACGUUUCGGAGGCCGUAAUUCGACUCGAGAAAUUGUCGCGGCUCCUGAUGACGUCGGGGUCAUCCAGAAAGCUCGGCGGGUAUGGCGAAAAUCUCGUGAUCGUUCUUGGGCGGGUGACCACCAUCAACUCGGGCUUUGCCGGUUGGCACUGUCAGCAUGAAUCCGUGAGGUGGCGAGGGAGAGAUGGCAGUGGUGAGUUGUCCGUGUGCUGGGUUUUUCUCUGGGUUCUCUGCUUUCCACCCCACCACCCCCCCACCCCUCCACCCCUCUCCACUCCGCGAAGCAUCCGAGACAGUCUUUGCCGGGCGAGUGAGUUGUUCCGCGUCACGUUUUUCCGGCCUCGUUCUGUCCGCUGCCAUUUUUAACCCAGGUGUACCACGCAUUGAGCCACACGACUUCCACAACACGUAAAUCGUUGAUCGAUGAAGCGCAGUGCGUCUCGCUAAGGAGGAUGCCAAGCAGGGCGGUCGAGGUUGGUUUGACGGGAGGGGUGCCACUGGGAGUUGGGUCCCGUCCCCCGCAACACCCCCGUGCAUGGCAGAUAUUUAUCGGUGCCGUUUAACCCCGCCUGGCAUGCGCUAAUUCACGAUACUCGAUAUGCGGCACGCGUAUGCGGUUAAUUGUAUUACUGUCUUGGCAGUCACACACCGUUUGUGUAUAUUUUAUUCUCUGUCAACAUGUGCCUGUAAAGAGUUGCCUAUUGCCUUGUUAUGUUUACAUUUUCUGUAUGCGUGUUUGUGUAUAUAUCACUUUAUAUAUAUAAAAACAAGAGAAUUCUCACUGCUCGUGAAAAUAUAACAUGUGUGAUGUAGAUAGGAUGUGUAACGAAUAAAAGGAAUACUAAUCGUAGGUAUAUAUUGUUCUGGAUGCAACCUUAACUAAUGAGAUGUGCAGUUUGCAAAUAACCUGCCUUUGUGGUUACACAAAUCCAAUUCACGCCGUUGCUAAAAAAAAAUCGCAUUUUUGAAUGGUGCAUUUCAUGAGCACUUUACAAGCAUCUCCUGGAGUGGAAAUAAAAAUGGGAUGAUGCAGUGAAUAAUGA